AUGCUAAGAACACAGGCUGCUAGAUUGAUCUGUAACUCCCGUGUCGUUACCGCUAAGAGAACUUUUGCUUUAGCUGCUCGUUCCAUCAAUAAUGGUGCAAUGGGCAAUGCUGCUCAAUCCGUCGCUGCUAAGAAAUUCUUAACUCCUAUGAUCGCUACUAGAGGUUUGAAGCAAAUCAACUUUGGUGGUACCGUUGAGACUGUCUAUGAAAGGGCUGACUGGCCAAAGGAAAAGUUAUUGAACUACUUCAAGAACGACACCUUCGCUUUAAUCGGUUACGGUUCUCAAGGUUAUGGUCAAGGUUUGAACUUGAGAGACAACGGUUUAAACGUCAUUAUUGGUGUUAGAAAGAAUGGUGCCUCUUGGAAGGCCGCUGUCGAAGAUGGUUGGGUCCCAGGCGAGAACUUAUUCGAAGUCGAAGAAGCCAUCAAGAAGGGUAACUACGUAAUGAACUUGUUAUCCGAUGCCGCUCAAUCAGAAACUUGGAACACUGUUAAAUCGUUAUUGACCAAGGACAAGACUUUAUACUUCUCUCAUGGGUUUUCUCCAGUUUUCAAGGAUUUGACUCAUGUUGAACCACCAAAGGAUAUCGAUGUCAUCUUAGUCGCUCCAAAGGGCUCCGGUAGAACCGUUAGAUCUUUAUUCAAAGAAGGUCGUGGUAUUAACUCCUCCUACGCUGUCUGGAAUGACGUUUCCGGAAAGGCCAAUGAAAAAGCUCAAGCGUUAGCUGUUGCCAUCGGUUCUGGUUAUGUUUAUAAGACUACUUUUGAAAGAGAAGUCACUUCCGAUUUAUACGGUGAAAGAGGUUGUUUAAUGGGUGGUAUCCAUGGUAUGUUCUUAGCCCAAUACGAGGUUCUAAGAGAAAACGGCCAUUCUCCAUCUGAAGCUUUCAACGAAACCGUCGAAGAAGCUACACAAUCUCUAUACCCAUUAAUCGGUAAAUACGGUAUGGACUACAUGUACGAUGCCUGUUCCACUACUGCCAGAAGAGGUGCUUUAGAUUGGUACCCAAUUUUCAAGGAUGCUUUGAAACCAGUCUUUGAAGACUUGUACGAAUCCACCAAGAACGGUUCCGAAACCAAGAGAUCUUUGGAAUUCAACUCUCAACCAGACUACAGAGAGAAAUUAGAAGGCGAAUUGCAAACCAUUAGAAAUAUGGAAAUCUGGAAGGUCGGUAAAGAAGUUAGAAAGCUAAGACCAGAAAACAACUAG
Messenger RNA from Tetrapisispora phaffii CBS 4417, 1212 nucleotides. It is a transcript of the gene ILV5, whose product is annotated as ketol-acid reductoisomerase. The record is from RefSeq and is a predicted model, not a curated record. Gene Ontology annotation, molecular function: ketol-acid reductoisomerase activity. Gene Ontology annotation, biological process: L-valine biosynthetic process. Gene Ontology annotation, cellular component: mitochondrion. Bases 1 to 1212 code for a protein of 403 amino acids. Lineage: Eukaryota; Fungi; Ascomycota; Saccharomycetes; Saccharomycetales; Saccharomycetaceae. The transcript has a single exon.